Pseudoliparis swirei is the source of this 4027-nucleotide messenger RNA. RefSeq names its product pre-mRNA processing factor 4Bb (gene prpf4bb). NCBI's taxonomy places the organism in Eukaryota, Metazoa, Chordata, Actinopteri, Perciformes, Liparidae. The transcript is spliced from 16 exons. Gene Ontology annotation, biological process: mRNA cis splicing, via spliceosome; peptidyl-serine phosphorylation; peptidyl-threonine phosphorylation. The record is from RefSeq and is a predicted model, not a curated record. Gene Ontology annotation, molecular function: protein serine/threonine kinase activity; ATP binding. Bases 18 to 3068 code for a protein of 1016 amino acids.
CCCCUCGGCUGAGGAAAAUGGCCGACGUUGAGAUGGACAUCGCGUCCACAAGAAUGAAUAAUGGCAACGAACACGUGAAGCAGGAUCUGGAGAGCCAAGAAAAAAGUGGCAAUGAGGACAGCGGAGAGGUGUCGGAGGAAGAAGAGGAGGAAGAGCAGGCAGAGGCUAACGGGGUGAAGACAGAAGAUGGGCCCAAACAUCACAGCAGCAGUGGCGGCAAACACAAGAGGAAAAAACACAAGCAUCGUAGUAAGCACAAAAAACACAAGCAUGCCUCUGACGAGGACAAGGACCGCAAACGGAAGCACCGUCACAAACACAGGAAGCACAAGCGCAAAGAGGCCGGCUCUCCGUCCGGCGCUGCCCUCUUUGCCCCCUCCAGCCACAAAAAAGUCGAAUCCUCUCCCUCCUCUGGAAAUCCAAGUCUGGACGACCGGGCCUUGCUGGAGGAUUUGGAGAAGCGGAGGGCCAUGAUCAAAGCUGAGCUGGACAGCCAGUUGAUGGAGGGCAAGGUCCAGUCAGGAAUGGGCCUUAUCCUUCAGGGUUAUAACUCUGGAUCUGAAGAGGAUGGAGAUGGUAGGAUCAGAAAUGGAGAACCGCGCCAACGGGUCAGCUUGGGUAAACCCAUAUCUCCCAGAGGCGGGAAAGGAGGGAAAUCUAGACGGGAGUCCACAGAGGGCAGCAAGUCCACCUCCAAGCGCCGCACUCGGAGUAAGUCGGCGGAGAGGCUCGGGCAGGCCAAGGAGUCCAAGCCAGACAAGGCGACCAAAACCACCAAGGACACAGCUGUUAAAGACAAAAGCCGCGGCAGAAGCCGGUCGAAAGACAGAAAGCAUUCGGACGGCGCCGACAAGUCCAAGGAGAGAGCCGGGAAGUCCAACUCCCCCACCGCCUGGAGGGGAGAGCAGAAAGGCGGCCGCGCCGAUAAACGUUCCUCUCCGCAGCGCGACGACAGACCAAAUCAGGAGAGAGCGAGGCGGCGGUCCAGAUCGCCUGGCCGAGAACGACCAGGUCGCUCCGACGCCGACCGGGACAAGCGUCCGGCCAAGUCCCCGUCCAAGGACGCUUCAUCGGGGAAGGAGAACCGCUCCCCUCACCGACGAGUGCCCCACAGCCCUGUGAGGAAACGCAGCGCCUCCCCUCGCCACCACCCCCCGGCUACCGCCUCAGACAAGACAUCUAAGCCGAGCCACUCUCCACCCAAAACAAGGUCUCCCCCCAGGAGACCCCGCAGCCGCUCACCAGACGUCCGGAGGCGGGAUGUGGACAGGAAGGACUCCCCAAUGAGGAAGCGCAUACGGCCAGACGCAGGGCCAGGCAGAGAUUGGUCCCGCGAGAACAGUCCCAGAGCAGCCGCUCGGCGCAGGAUGAGUCGCUCACCUUUAAGACGGCGAUCGCCGUCGCCACGACGACGCUCCCGCUCUUCCCCCCGCAGACGGAGCAGGUCUCCCUUGGGACACAGGUUUGGAGAGAGAGACCGCUACGGAAGGCUCCGGCAGUACCGACGCUCGAUGUCCCGCGAUCGAGGUCGGAGAAGAAGACGCAGCCGAGAUGAGGACAAGUUCAAGGGAAGCCUCUCCGAGGGCAUGAAGGUCGACAAAGAGUCCUCAGGGGAAGAAGUGUUGGAGGACUUUGAUGGAGAGGAGGUGGAUGAAGAGUUUGUCAUCGAACAGCGCCGGCAGCAACGUUUGGCCAUCGUCCAGAAAUACAAGGUCGCGAGUGACGACACCAACAUGGUGUCGGAGCCCAGCAGCCCCCAGAGCAGCACGCGCAGCCGGUCGCCGUCCCCCGACGACGUCUUGGAGCGAGUGGCGGCGGAUGUCAAGGAGUACGAGCGAGAGAACCUGGACACCUUCGAGGCCAGCAUCAAAGCCAAGCAGAACCUCAUCGCCCAGGAGAAAGACGGAGCCAACCCAAAGAAGCCCUCGGCCCCCGACAUGUUUACAGAGUCGGACGACAUGUUCGCCGCCGACUUUGACAACGCCCGGAUGAGAGCAGCUGGUGUCGGGAAGGACUUCAAGGAGAACCCCAACCUCAGGGACAACUGGACUGACGCGGAGGGCUACUACCGGGUCAACAUCGGGGAGACGCUAGACAAGCGCUAUGACGUGUACGGCUACACCGGCCACGGUGUCUUCAGCAACGUGAUCAGAGCCCGGGACACCGCCAGGGCCGGCCAGGAGGUGGCGGUCAAGAUCAUCCGCAACAAUGAGCUCAUGCAGAAGACCGGGUUGAAAGAGUUGGAGUUCCUCAAGAAGCUGAACGACGCCGACCCCGACGACAAGUUCCACUGCCUCCGCCUCUUCAGGCACUUCUACCACAAGCAGCAUCUCUGUCUGGUGUUUGAGCCUCUGAGCAUGAAUCUGCGCGAGGUCCUGAAGAAGUACGGCAAAGACGUCGGGCUCCACAUCAAGGCGGUGCGCUCCUACAGCCAGCAGCUGUUCAUGGCCCUCAAGCUGCUGAAGCGAUGCAACAUCCUCCACGCCGACAUCAAGCCGGACAACAUCCUGGUGAACGAGUCGAAGACCAUUUUGAAGCUUUGUGACUUUGGCUCGGCGUCCCACGUCGCCGACAACGACAUCACGCCGUACCUGGUCAGCAGGUUCUACCGCGCUCCGGAGAUCAUCAUCGGGAAGCCGUACGACUACGGGAUCGACAUGUGGUCCGUCGGCUGCACUUUACACGAGCUCUACACCGGCAAGAUCCUGUUCCCCGGGUCCUCCAACAAUCACAUGAUCAAACUCGCGAUGGACCUGAAGGGCAAGAUGCCCAACAAGAUGAUCCGUAAAGGCCUGUUCAAAGACCAGCACUUCGAUCAGAAUUUGAACUUCCUGUACAUUGAAGUCGACAAAGUGACAGAACGGGAGAAGGUGACGGUGAUGAGCACCAUCAACUCCACCAAAGACCUGCUGACGGACAUGAUCGGAUACCAGCGGCUGCCCGAGGACCAGAGGAAGAAGGUGAUGCAGCUGAAGGACCUGCUGGACAGCACCCUGAUGCUGGACCCGGCCAAGCGCAUCAGCAUCAACCAGGCGCUGCAGCACCCCUUCAUCCAGGAGAAGAUAUGAGGCCCUGAACGCCACACACACACUCCCGGAGCAGACGAGGAACCAACCACUAGAGCAGCUCCGGGUGGGGGGGGGGGGGGGCAUAACACACGGAUAGGAUUUUUUUGAGGGGGUUUUCUUCCUCCACUUCAUUUUGUUUAUGGAUUCAUAAUUGCGUUUUAUUGUAAAUAGAUCAUUGAAAUGGUAGCCAUUCUUUAAGACAUUGAUUUUUGCGAUACAUCAUUGUAACCCUAACCCCCCCCCCCCCCCCCCCCUCUCUCUCUCUCUCUCUCCGUAUCCGGCAAUGGGAGUUUUGAAGCGUAUUUGUUUAACUGCCAUCUGAGUGACAGAUGUUUAAAAUAAAACUAUAAUUCCUGUAAAUACCGUCUGUCGUCAGCGAGCGCGAGCAGCGAGCGGUGGAGUCGUGUCGUAGUUGCAGAAAACUAAAACACAGUUCAGUUCUUUCUUUUAAAAACCACAGUUGUCAUUGUGGGGCGAUGCAUGCUUUUGAAUGUGCACCCUUUUGUGCUCUAGAACUCUGUAAUGCUCUGUAUGUCCAUCGGUGUGUCUCCCCCCCCCCCCCCGUAUCCAAAGCUUGAGCUAGGAAUAGAGGGAUAUUAUGUGCUCCUUGAACUUCAUUACUUUUUUCUUUUUUUUCUGGUCGUCAGUUUUCUUUUGCUGGACAUUUCCAUGUUUUUUUUUACCCCCUCCAGCACUCUCUGGCUCGGCCCUGGCUCUUAAGGCUCUCGCGUUCAAGUGCGACACCCCGACGGCGUCCCCCUCUCCCGUUGUUGUAUAUAGUCCAUAGUUAGUCAUUUCACGUGUGAUUCAUUCAACAAAAAAAAUUCUCCAUCUAAAAAGUGGUCAAAAUCAAUUUGUGAUUUCAAUAAAGGAAUAGUUGUGGAACCGCUGCUGAAAGGAGCUUCAGUAUAAGACAACUUUUUAGUAAUAAAAUGUUUCCUAUUGUAUACCAAAACAUA